AAUUAGGGGUGGUCAACAAUGUGAAAACAUGCCAAGAAAAGUCCAACUGUUGAUCCAAAAUUAAAAAUAUUAUCUUGUCCUUCCCUGCAAGCUCAAACCAAUGGAGAUUACUCAGAUUCAAUUUUCAAGGAGAAAUAGGAGCAACAACUAUACUCAUUAGAGGCAUGUUGGAAGAAACGAGUAGCAUCUUUGCCAAGCUUUUUGCUUUUGCUUUGCUAUUAUUAUUACUGUCAUCAAAAUGUAACACUGUUGGAGAUGCACACCAAAUCCAACUACAAUUCAACCAUUCGCAUGGGAAAUUUAAACCCAUAGAUAUCGAAGAUCAUUAUCAGAAUUACGUGGCGAUAAAAAAUCUAACAUCACACAGGUUGCCAAUUCUAUGUACUGUCACAAAUUAUGAAACUACAUUCUCUGCAGAAACCAAUGUGUUUACGAGGAGAGUCAAGGCCAACGUACUUUGUGCGCUGCCUGCAAAAGGUAAAGCAACAACGGGAAACGAAUCUUCAACCAGUUACAUGUCUCGACAUAAGUAUGGAAUUGCUAGCGAACUUGCUAGUCUAAUCGGCGGCUACCUGUGGUUAAAGCCUGGAACGGUUGUCUAUGGGCAGUGUGACAGAAUUAGUGACUUAGACAUUGUUGCUUUUGAUUUGAACAGCCGCAAUCCAACGCCAAAUGCAGGAGGGAUCAUUGAAAUGGCUGCAACUUUAUCGUUUUCGACAUCCAAGCCGGUUCACUAUUAUACAGAGUUAGGCAUUUCUGCUCCAGUAAGAUCGAAUCUCAGCGAGUUUGUUAGCAUAAGCCCUGACGAGAAGAACCACAAGAAUACACAAUUAACAGGGUUUUGGAUUGAUAUUUUUAAGAAAGCUACUGCAAUAAUGGCAACAGACACCACAAGGAAAAAUAAAAUGAUUCGACUUUGUGGUGCUUCUAUUGAUGAAUCGCUGAAUGAAGUUUCACGCAAGGAUUAUGAUGCAGCCGUUGGCUUACCAGUAAUUAGGGAUUACCAAAGAAUGGUGACAGACCAGUAUGUAGAACUAUCAUCUCCAUAUUUUGAAAAAGGCUCAGAUCAAUUGAGGAAGGAAGACCUUGAACUGAACCAAGUUUUUUCAUUCAUGAUGCCUUUCACCAACGUGAUGUGGUUUACUUUGUCAGCUAUGACGGUCUUCAAUGUUUUUGUUAUUUGGUUAGUUGAAUCUACAACUAGUCAUGAAUCUGGUAGUUUGCCUUUCGGACAAGUUGGAGCUAUUUUGUGGCACCCUAUAGCAACUCUCUUCUAUGGAGGGCAUAGAGAAUCACCGAGGAACAACUUAACAUAUUUCGUGUUGGCCCCGUGGUUCAUACUGAUCCUGGUUGUUUCUGUUAGAACAAAGUUAGCAGCAACAAUAUACAAACAACUAUAAAUUUGCUUAAGAACAAAAAUGAAACCGAGAGCAAGAGAGAGUGAACUUGAGCACACACUUGGAUGAUAAAAUCAGCAGCAUUCAUCAUCUGUAUUUUUUUUUUUGAGAACUAAAAUACAAAGUUUAUAAGUCAAAA
Gossypium arboreum is the source of this 1536-nucleotide messenger RNA. RefSeq lists its product as uncharacterized. Lineage: Eukaryota; Viridiplantae; Streptophyta; Magnoliopsida; Malvales; Malvaceae. The record is from RefSeq and is a predicted model, not a curated record. Gene Ontology annotation, cellular component: plasma membrane. The transcript is spliced from 4 exons. Gene Ontology annotation, molecular function: ligand-gated monoatomic ion channel activity; signaling receptor activity. The coding region runs from base 165 to 1400 and encodes 411 amino acids.